Psilocybe cubensis is the source of this 3723-nucleotide messenger RNA. RefSeq lists its product as uncharacterized. NCBI's taxonomy places the organism in Eukaryota, Fungi, Basidiomycota, Agaricomycetes, Agaricales, Agrocybaceae. Gene Ontology annotation, cellular component: intracellular membrane-bounded organelle. The transcript is spliced from 9 exons. The record is from RefSeq and is a predicted model, not a curated record. Gene Ontology annotation, molecular function: phosphatidylinositol binding. The coding region runs from base 1 to 3723 and encodes 1240 amino acids.
AUGCCACAAAACCUCCUGAGCACCGGAAUCGUCGUGUUCGUUGGCAUACUGGCCGUAGUUUUACCCAUUAUUUCACGCAUCGUAUCCUCUCCAUUUAUUCUUUUGCUUAUAUCUCCUUUUUUGCUUUCUGCUCUAGCGAUCGUUUAUCUCUUGCUCAACGUAUAUCUUGGGUGGUAUCUAGAUACUCGUCGCACACAUUCCCACAAUCAUCUACACAAGGCUGCUCGGCCAUUCGCCUUCUCAACGCCAGCAGCAUGGGAGGCCGUCCUUACUCGCUCCCAGUGGUCCCAGAAUACACCCAAGACACUAUCACCUCUCUAUCCCGAUUCACUAGAAGUUUCCGACGCUCUGAACGAUAUUGUUAGCAAGGUCAUCAGAGAUUUUGUGUCGAGCUGGUACAAGGACCUGUCCACUUCGCCUGCCUUUCCAAUAGCAGUGUCUUCUGUGAUACAUGCAUCCUUAGAACAAAUCAAUCGUAGGGCAUCCCACAUUGAUUUAUCUGCACUAGUCGUCAAACGUAUAUUGCCCAAAGUUACUGCACACAUUGACCAGUUCCGGCAGUCCGAGGUCGCUCUUCGUGGUGCUGGCCUUGAACGAAGCCUCACGCAGUCAGAGGAACUUGAUCUUCUUUUAGCCAGUCGGUAUGCUAGCAAAGGCAUCAAACUUCAUCCAGCAGUCGAAAAUCUCUCCACCACCUUCACUCGCCAAACCGAGGAAAUGCAUAUUAGACAAUUAGUCGACCGCGCUCUUCCUUAUAUCUUGCCACCUAAAGAACGCAGCAGUAAGGGUCUCAGAAUUGUCGUUCGAGAGAUUGUGACAUGCUCCGUCUUAUUUCCUGUGAUGGAAAUGGUAUCAGAUCCUGACUUUUGGAAUAGAACGAUUGACCAAGUGGCAGGUGCUGCUAUACACCAACAGCAACUUAUCUCCAAGGUUCGAAACGUCCUCGAAGCUCAACUACCCCGCCAACGCAGUAGAAUAACUACAUCAACACCUGCAGCUUCUGCGUCGGGAUACACCGAACGAGUAACAAUUCGGACAAACCCUAAACAAUUUGAAUCAUUUCUGCGCAGCAUUAGCAAUUGUUCGUCAUUGUUAGAUGCUCGUAGACUCAAAAACGACAUCGUUGGGGAGAUAAGAAGGACACGGGUUCUACUCGCAAACCACGAAAAGGAUGACUGGAUUGACGGGGAAAAGACAGAAGAUGUAGUGGCCUUCCUGGACAGGCUUUAUACCGCAAAACGCAAAGUGGAAGAAAGGAUUGUAGUUCUUGGUGGGGAGGACAGCUCAAGACAAAAUACCAUUCAAGAUGAUGGCACAAAGUCUAGCGUUACUUUGCGGGACAUCCUUCGAAAUCCAAAUUCUCUUUCAUAUUUCAUGGAGUUCAUGGACCGCCGACAUCGUUCAUUACCUGUUCAGUUUUGGUUGACAGUCGAAAGUUUCAAAAAUCCGCUAGAGACGGUGGAUUCUGAUACAUCGGGUGAGGAAGAAGAAAUUAUUCAGGACCCAUCUACCUCCACCACUGUAAAGGAGGAUAUUUCCAUGAUCAACGACCUUUACUUUUUGGACGGGAAAACUCAGGCGGGAUUAGGAUCUAUCUCCAAGAAACACGUCGACAUCAUUCGCGAUUUUGUCUCUGACCCUGAUCCAUCGGUACAGUCACAAAGGAGAGUGCGCCGCAGCGUUUUGCUUUCACAAAGACAAGUAGAGCGGGACAUGGAACAAGACUUUGAAGACUUUGAAAGGUCCGAGCUCUGGUUCAGAGCUAUUGGUGAUUCGGCUUUUUUAAGCAACAAAUCAGAGCCAGAUCCGUUCGCUAAGGCGAAAGACUCCCCAUCGGACACUCCACGUGGAGAUCGGUCUCCUGCGAUUCCAUCUGCACAGAUUAAACACUAUACGAUCUCACAGGCAACACAUACGCGCGAAUCACCGCCAUUUGGUAUGCAAAGGACUAUCAGCUCAACUUCGAAUCGGUCAGGGCAGUCAAAAGUGUCCAGCACGCAUACACCUUCAAAUAUUGAGGUUUUGAUGUCUCCUGUUGCCGAAUCCUCUAAUGAACCAUCACGGGCUCCUCUUUUUGAUGACCCAGAAGAUGAGAUGCAGAGGGCAGAGGAGAAAAGGAUGGAAGCGAUUCAUGCCGCUCUCACGGAUAUCAUGGCUCUGGAACAAGAAAAUUCUGAACGACCUUCGCUCGCCGAACGGAAUUCAGAGCCCCUGUUCAAGUCUGUUAGAAAGUCAGACCGGCCUAAAAGACCGAGUAUCUUGAAUAACGCCCCUCCCGAACCUGAAGAGGAGCCGGAGGAUGUUGAGCACGAUGGACUUGAUGAAACAGGAUCUUUCCAGUUGGCUGCACCGGGCGAUUUGCAACUCUCUUACGAGAUUUCGAGACUUGGUGAAAAUAUCGCCAACCUAGAAGCCCAAAAUGCCAUGCUACAAACUUUGAUCAAGAAGGCUGAACUCACCGGCGAUACGCAAGAAUUAAGGUUGCUCACGAAAUCGAAGGCGUCGAUGACCAGGGAGCUGCGGGAGCUUCACUUCCAGAAACAACAGUACGAGCAACAAGAGUCUGCGAACCGAUUAAUAUCCGAUCGGACUAGGGUUAGCAUUGUUAAUUCGACUGUUGCUGAGGAAGACGGCAAAUCGGUUGUGCGGUAUCUUGUUGAGGUGCAGCAGCUCGGCCUGGAUGGAAGUUUUGCUUCUGGGUGGGUCGUCGCAAGGCGGUAUAAUGAGUUUCAUAAUAUGCAUAACAAGUUAAAGGAGAGAUAUAUCCUGGUGAAAAACCUUGAUUUUCCUGGAAAACGACUGGUGACUUCACUCUCUGGCAGUUUCUUGGACACUCGUAGGGUUGCACUCGAAAAGUAUCUACAGAGCGUUAUUGCUAUACCUGUGGUAUGCGAAAGCCACGAACUCAGAGCUUUCCUGUCGCGAGAUUCUCCUUUCAUGACGGCGGCAGUCCCUUUGCAAGAACAGACGUCCAAAAGCUCCGCUCACUUUUCCGGAACUGAUCUCGUUCGCAAUGUGUACCGCUCAGUGGCCGAGAGUAUUGAUGAUAUGUUUUUUGGCCCUUCAAUGUUGGAUGUUAUGAUUCAGCGACUUACUCGCCAGGCUGCGGAAUUCACUGGGAUUGUCGGCUCGGGAAUCAAUGAUGAGGAUCUUGUGGCACAAGCGUUAAAUGCUUCGGGAAAAGCAGCAUCUGAAGCGACUUUGCUGAAGUUGACAGGCGAUCUGAAGCCCUUGGAAGGAGAAACGAGCACCUCGACCUUCUCGGCGCCUAUUUGUGAUCUCAUUUUGGCAGUAUUCGAAUUGCAUAAGAAGAAUAACUGGUUGAGGAGGCAGGCUAUCGUGAUUAUUUUGCAGCAGGUUCUUGGAGGGACCAUCGAAAGAAAAAUUCGUGAAACUGUCAAAGGCUUACUUAGCGAAGCUCGAUUAAUGUCCUAUAUUAACUUGCUACGGGAUAGCCUCUGGCCUGGAGGUAGAUUGCGAGCUUGGGGUCCACCACGUACCACAGAGGAGAAGAUUCGGACAAGAGAUGACGCCAAUAGGAAACUGUCCUCAUUGGUACCAGACCUUGCAGCCAAUAUGAUUGGGAGGACUAACGCUCGUCGCGGUGCUCGCAGAAUCUUUGCUGUUCUCCAAAACAGGCGUCUAAACCAGCAUAUUGCUUACACCAUCAUGGAUGAGCUCUUUGCAGCAUUGUUCCCUGAGGUUGCACAGCAGCAUCCAUGA